This is a messenger RNA of Octopus sinensis (East Asian common octopus), 642 nucleotides long. RefSeq lists its product as uncharacterized. The record is from RefSeq and is a predicted model, not a curated record. The coding region runs from base 205 to 555 and encodes 116 amino acids. The transcript has 4 exons. Lineage: Eukaryota; Metazoa; Mollusca; Cephalopoda; Octopoda; Octopodidae.
UAAGUUCAGCCAAUAUUAUAUAUAUAUGUAUAUAUUUGUAGCAUUUUGUCUAUAUUAUUAUUUACUGCCAAAAUAAUCUGGUUGGCAGUUUUCCCGCUGUCAUCUAUAUUACACUUAGAUUUCGUAUCCGAUCGGACCUCUGAAGACCGUCUAAAGAUAACAUCUACUUGAAAAAGCGAAGAUUCUUUAUUUUCUCCAACAGCGAUGGCCAUACUUUACUAUCUCCUCACUUUGCUUCUUGUGCUUCCUUAUAACUGGGCUUGGUAUGAUCCGCAACUGAGCGAAUUAAACAGUAUUCGUGUCAAUCCUAGUGCAAGGGAUGUACCGCUAAACAGGUUCCAAAACAGACUUCAGACUCUUCUCAGACAAGCACGGAAGAGAGGCUGUGAUAGUAAAAUAGGCGGGCUUGGAGGCCAGUGUCCAACGUACCACACCUCGUUAGAUUUAGACAGAUGGCGUUAUCUGGACAGUUCGCAGAGUCCCGGCCGGAGGAAGAGGAAUAUCAUUCAAUUAAAAUCAAAACUGCAGCAGAAGCGUGGCACCAAUCUUAUGUGAAGAAUGCUUUAUUAAUUCCUAAACAAAAACAAACAUUAUUUAUCUCGUGUUUAUGUUUCGAGAAUAAAGAGAAAUAUUUCGGCAACA